AUGCCAUUGAAGAAAAAAUUUUCAAGUCAUUUUGACAAGCUAUGCAAUGCUAGAAAGAGUAUAGAGAAAUCAAGAGAUCAAUCCGAAUUAUUUAUCGAGUUGAUCAACGGUUUUAGAGAGAAGGUAGCCAAAGGUGACCUGUCCACAUCGUAUGGACCUUUACCAUCGUCUUUGCAGAUGUUCCAAGUGGAAUAUAGUCCUGAGCUGGAAGUGUAUGCCCAAAUCAAUACUAUUCAAUGCCAAAACGAAAACUUCACUCCAUCAGGGUCAUCAAUGAGUUACUACACGUUUUACGAAACUCCAAGCGAUAAUUUGAACAACAUCACUGUGAUAAAUCUUGCCUUGGCUAGUUGGAUGCAAGAGAUCUUGAACACAAAUUUCGGCAGCCAGGUCACGUAUACCAACCAAAACAUGAAGGAUUUCGCAAAUAUGAUCUACUACAAGUCAACAAAAGCUGGAUGCGCAUAUCAGGAAUGUAGUCAGCCAGCGCCACCAAGGGCCGUUGUAGCCUGCAUAUUCAAUUCUGCGUAG
Molecule: messenger RNA, 531 nt
Organism: Haemonchus placei
Lineage: Eukaryota; Metazoa; Nematoda; Chromadorea; Rhabditida; Trichostrongylidae
Source: the annotation of a GenBank genome assembly